Pelobates cultripes (western spadefoot toad) is the source of this 371-nucleotide messenger RNA. The record is from the annotation of a GenBank genome assembly. Lineage: Eukaryota; Metazoa; Chordata; Amphibia; Anura; Pelobatidae.
ACCCUACAAUUUCCGCUGAACUUCGUGCUUCUCUCUACUCCCCGAUAGUGGAGUCAAUUUUCAAGGCUAUAGCAGCCUUCUGUGAGCAACCUUUAAGCGUUUCAGAACCAUCUGCUCAUGAAGAUUCUGACUCCAACAAUUCGCAUAUGUCAGAUCAUGACAAAACCUGGCGCAAACGCCCUUGGAAAGGGGAUAGCGCUUCAGCGGGCAAAGGUAAAGCACCAGCUAAAUCGACCAAGCUAUCUUCAGCACCAUCUGUUCUACAAAUUUUAGAACCUCUAGAGGGUUUGACUUCACACCAGAAUCUCCAGGUUCUGGAUGAAUACUAUGCCGACUACUCGGAUGAGGAUUUCACGGCGAAUAUGCCCUGA